CAUAUAUUUUUCCUUCCUAUGAUAGCCCGACGGGCAGGGCUGAGAUAGAUUUUGGUAGCCCGACUGGAAAAAUCGCUAGCCCCGGGACGUCGGGCUAGCGAUUUUGCGAGCCCUGCUCUGUCAUAUCAGGGAGUGAGCUUCUGGAAUAGUCUUCCACUGUCAGCGAGGGAAAGUCUCCCUGUCUGUAAGAGUCACUUAAAAGGGCGGCUGAGGGACACACAAACAUGUGAUCAUGUUUAAUAAUCAUGCUUCAUAUUGGACGUGAAAAAGAGGUUGUGCAUUACAAAAAGGGAAACAACUAUUAGUGUAAUGUGUCAGUGCAAUAUCAGGCAUGUGUAAUACUGGGGUUUGUGCAAUAUAACUGAUGUGUUUCAGUUAUUGGCGCAGUGUGAGCGGACUAUCAGCUGGACAGAGGACGUCUCAGAGGAUGUGCUCAAGUGACGGCGGUGCCAGUGAGCUCACGCACAUUUACCUGUUUACAGCCUUGGACACAUGGCGAGGACAACGUGGAGAAAGAUCCUGCAGACUGGAAGCAUCCUUUGGUCACAUGACACUAAAGCUUUCUGCCGACAGACUGUGAGCUUGUGUGUGGAGAGGCUACAACCCAAAGACCGGCCUCUUCCACAGCAAGCCCACAGCGAGCCCAAAGCAAGCCCACAGUCAGCCCACAGUGAGCCCACAGUGAGCCCACAGUCAGCCCACAGUCAGCCCACAGUCAGCUCACAGCCAGCUCACAGUCAGCCCACAGUCAGCUCACAGUCAGCCCACAGCGAGCCCACAGCGAGCCCACAGCCAUCAGCCCACAGCGAGCCCACAGUCAGCCCACAGCGAGCCCACAGUCAGCCCACACUCAGCCCACAGUCAGCCCACAGCCAGCCCACAGUCAGCUCACAGCGAGCCCACAGCGAGCCCACAGUCAGCUCACAGUCAGCACACAGUCAGCCCACAGCGAGCCCACAGUCAGCCCACAGUCAGCCCACAGUCAGCCCACAGCGAGCCCACGGUCCCUGCCAGGAGAGCGUCACACCUGGAGGACCUGAGAUGGUCCAAAGAUCGCUCAGGUGACGAGUGUGAGCAGCAUGGCGAGUCGUUCGCACCCUGGACGCUGCAGGAGAAAUUCCUCGCUCUGUUUAGCGGCACGCAAGAAAAACUGAAGAGCGUGUCGGAGUUGCGCACACCCGAGUGUGAGCUUGAAACUGUUGGAUGUGCGCACCUGUGCAGGAGCUCAUUCAGGCACGUCUUCCUCCGCAUCACCUGUUAGUUUCUUUGUUUACAUUUUGCGUGGACAGCAUGGUAGCAACUACCCACAAUGCACUGGCAUCCCUGAGCUUUAUUAGCAUUACUAGUAGCUGUGUACCUGUCAAGAUA
This is a messenger RNA of Oreochromis niloticus (Nile tilapia), 1368 nucleotides long. RefSeq names its product sialidase. The transcript has 2 exons. NCBI's taxonomy places the organism in Eukaryota, Metazoa, Chordata, Actinopteri, Cichliformes, Cichlidae. Bases 493 to 1065 code for a protein of 190 amino acids. The record is from RefSeq and is a predicted model, not a curated record.